This is a messenger RNA of Trichomycterus rosablanca, 1554 nucleotides long. It is a transcript of the gene crebzf, whose product is annotated as CREB/ATF bZIP transcription factor. NCBI's taxonomy places the organism in Eukaryota, Metazoa, Chordata, Actinopteri, Siluriformes, Trichomycteridae. The coding region runs from base 212 to 940 and encodes 242 amino acids. The transcript is spliced from 3 exons. Gene Ontology annotation, biological process: regulation of DNA-templated transcription. The record is from RefSeq and is a predicted model, not a curated record. Gene Ontology annotation, molecular function: RNA polymerase II transcription regulatory region sequence-specific DNA binding; DNA-binding transcription factor activity, RNA polymerase II-specific. Gene Ontology annotation, cellular component: nucleus.
UAGAAUAGCCGCGUGAGGGCGUCAAGCUCGCAAUUGAGAUACUGAUUAAAACCCAAAUAACUCGUACACAAUAUUAUUAUCAUCAUGAAAUAUAUACAAUAAAGACUUGUGCACCGUGUGCAGAAUUCUACCGAUACAAAAGACAUUACAGCUGUUGUUGCAUUAAUUCUAAAGCUGACGGCGGAGCUAACUGGAUAAACAGGAAUCCCUAAUGAUCACCAGAAAGAGAGGAAAGAUUCAGAGUGACGCCAUGUCCUCACCCUCUUACGAAUGCGAAGGUGCAGUCAGUCAACUCUCAUCACCGGAAAGUGAUUCAAACGACUGGGGCCUAGAUGACCUGCUAAGCUCCGAUUUCAACUGGGCGAUGGAUGACGACGCACUGGCCACUUUCCCAGACGCCGGAUUGCAAGAUUUAGGUCUGAGCGCAGAGAAAACUGACGUGUCUGCUGUGACUCUUUCCAACAGCAGAGCUUCAACACGCAGGCAGAAACUGCAAGACCUUUCUGGGAACAUCAAUAAGAACGCUCUUGCUGCAAGACUUAACCGGCUGAAGAAGAAAGAGUAUCUGACUGGCUUAGAGCAGAGUGUGGGAUCUCUGACGUCUGAAAACCAACUUCUCAAGCAGGAAAACAUCAGCCUGACCAAAAGAGUGGAGGAACUAGAGAAUGAGACUAGGUACUUGAGAGCUGUGUUGGCCAACGAGAGCACGUUGGCACAGCUGUUGUCUAGAUUAAGCGGUGUGAACGGCAUGAAAUUGUCUACCUCGCUUUUCCAGAAAUCCAACGAGAACGACCACGAUUACGCCAUGCCGAGGAAGAAAGUGAAGGUGGAGGACAAGGCUGCAGCAGGGGGAGUCUGUCUGCAUGUCGAUACAGGCCACGUCUCAGUGGAGUUCUGCACUAGAUGUGCAGAGAGUGCAAGCGCAUCGAUUAAAAUGUAGGGUCAAGUAUUUUGCCUUUUCAGAGUUUUCCUGAGACUGAACUAAGUACAUGUUAUAAACAUGACGUGGACACAUCCAGUAGUUGUCAAAUGACACAAAUUAACUGUGGACAUAAAUGGCAUGUUUAUAUAAAUCUGCUUUCAAUACAAGUUACUGCUAAACUUGUUGACAGUUUUUUCUAGGUGCUUGGUCCGCCAUGCUUGAUGACCGGGUCUCGGCACAUCCAGACUACCUGAAUCCAUGUGGAUUUGCUGUGGGGGAAUCUGAAGAAACGGGACCAGCAGCUUGCAACAUUGCCUGGUAAAUUUUAAAAGGUAGUACAAAGAACAGUGUAAGUUAAAGCUUUUACUGGUACUCCAUCACACUGCAUUUAUACCUACACUAUUCUAGUACAUUGCUGAUUGUUUAAACUCCUGGUCGUUUUUCCUGCCUGCUAUCACAUUGUAGCAAACUGAUCAUAUGUAAAGAAGUGCUUCGUCUUUGUGAGUGGAACAAAAAUGAUUUUUGGCACAAUCAUUGUAUUUUGUUAAUUAUUUCAUUGUAUGUGAGGAAAUGUAUUUGAACAACAAACACUGUUUAGGAUUGUGAGUGCAAAUAAAUCUUAUUUUUGUCAA